CUUUUUCAGUUCUGAGGAUUUGAUCCACGUGGGACUUCAGGAAGUCUGAACAUCAUUUGCUGCGUGGAUGUAAACUCUGAUUUCAACGAUCUAUAGGUACAGAACGAACUUUCACAGUUCACAGCUGAGUUACCGUUUAGGUCAAAAAUCAUUGGAUUAUCUGUUUCUGACAUCAUGGCGCCAAAGAAGGAGCUGCUCAUCCUUGGUUUGCUGUGUUUGCUGCACACUUGUGUCUCUGGCUGUCGGCUGGGUUUCAUCUAUGAAGGUGGUCAGUGUGAGGAUAUUAACGAGUGCGUUGAAGCUGAGAGGAGAAGAGAAAUUAUCUGUGGAGCAGAGGGGAGCUGCAGGAACACCGAGGGGAGCUUCUGGUGCCAGUGUCCCAAAGGAUUCAUCAACUAUAACAGCAAGAGUUCACCGUGCUCAGAUGAGAACGAGUGCACAGAAAACACAGAUCAAUGUGGGAAACACGCAAAGUGCUUCAACACUCUGGGAAGCUUCUACUGUCAGUGUUUGGAGGGAUACGAGCACACGGGACUCAGCGGGCAGUGCCAAGAUAUUAACGAGUGCGUUGAAGCUGAGAGGAGAAGAGAAAUUAUCUGUGGAGCAGAGGGGAGCUGCAGGAACACCGAGGGGAGCUUCUGGUGCCAGUGUCCCAAAGGAUUCAUCAACUAUAACAACAAGAGUUCACCGUGCUCAGAUGAGAACGAGUGCACAGAAAACACAGAUCAAUGUGGGAAACACGCAAAGUGCUUCAACACUCUGGGAAGCUUCUACUGUCAGUGUUUGGAGGGAUACGAGCACACGGGACUCAGCGGGCAGUGCCAAGAUAUUAACGAGUGCGUUGAAGCUGAGAGGAGAAGAGAAAUUAUCUGUGGAGCAGAGGGGAGCUGCAGGAACACCGAGGGGAGCUUCUGGUGCCAGUGUCCCAAAGGAUUCAUCAACUAUAACAGCAAGAGUUCACCGUGCUCAGAUAUUAACGAGUGCGUUGAAGCUGAGAGGAGAAGAGAAAUUAUCUGUGGAGCAGAGGGGAGCUGCAGGAACACCGAGGGGAGCUUCUGGUGCCAGUGUCCCAAAGGAUUCAUCAACUAUAACAACAAGAGUUCACCGUGCUCAGAGCUGGACUGUGACACCUUCAGUCCCGACAAUACGACCUCACACGCUCAGUCGCUCGGAGGCCUGGCAGACAUUUUGUCCAUGAUGAGGAACAGCUGUUUGGCUCUUUCCAACUCGACCACUGCGAGUGGAGGGAAGGUUGACGGAGAGGAGCUGCUGCAGAAACUCUUCACAGCGACUGACGCCAUGUUGUCUCCUCAUCACCUGGACAGCAGCGAGGACGUGAGCGAGGACAUGAGCGGGCUGCUCGACGCGGUGGAGAACUUCGUCAGGGUCAUCGGUCCACAGCUCAAAGGAAACCACACUAAGAUAGAGACCAGCAUGACAGAGGUGGAGGUCGCGGUGCAAAGAGGACAGACUCCACCCACGGGAUCCAUCCAUCUGACCAAUGAGAACACUCGUCUAGACACUGACUGGAUGACAGCAGCAGGGACAGGAUCGUACCCUGGUUACGCUAUGGCGGCGCUGUUGACCUAUAAGAACCUUGAGAAGACCAUAAACGGGUCCUUUGAGAAGCUCUCAGGAUAUGAAAAAGACGGUGUGGAUCCCUCCUUUCAGAUCUUCUCCAGAGUCGUCUCAGUUGUUGUGUCUAACCCCGCCCCCCAGAAUCUGAGCAGCCCAGUCAACAUCACCCUGAGACAUCUGGACACAGAGAAGUCUCCUGAUGUCAGCUUCGUCUGUGCGUUCUGGACUGAGGGACGAGCCUGGUCCACACAUGGUUGCUAUCAGCAGCAGUCGAAUAGCACACACACAGUGUGUACGUGUGAACAUCUGAGCAGCUUCGCGGUGCUAAUGGCACGCUACGAUGUGAAGCACACCUUCGGGCUCCUCCUCAUCACUAAGAUCGGACUGACCGUGUCCCUGCUGAGUCUCCUCCUCUGCAUCCUCACCUUCAAGUUCUGCCGCUCCAUACAAGGGACUCGAACCACCAUCCACCUGCACCUGUGUGUCUGCCUCUUCAUUGCUGACCUCGUCUUUCUGGCGGGCAUCUCACAAACCAAACCUGAGGGUGGCUGCAGGUUGGUUGCAGCCAUGCUUCAUUUCUUCUUCCUGGGAGUGUUUACCUGGAUGCUGUUAGAGGGGGUGCAGCUGUACCGUAUGGUGGUCCUGGUGUUCAACGCCACCAUCCGGCCCCUCUACUUAUUCAUGGCUGGUUACGGGGCCCCUCUGGUGAUCCUCAUCCUGUCGGCCAUCAUUCGGCCUGCGGGAUAUGGCACUGACCAGCACUGCUGGCUGUCUCUGAGUGACAACCUCAUCUGGAGCUUCUUCGGCCCCGUGUGCCUCAUAAUCAUCCUCAACAUCUUCUUCUUCAUCAUCACCAUCUGGAAGCUCGCUCAGAAGUUUUCCAGCCUCAACCCUGACCACUCCAAGCUGCAAAAAGUCAGAGCGUUCACAAUGACCGCGAUCGCCCAGAUGUGCAUACUCGGUCUGAUGUGGGUUUUCGGGGCCUUCCUGUUUGAAGAGGGCCCCAUAGUGGUAGCUUAUCUCUUCACUAUCCUGAACAGCCUGCAGGGGGCGCUGGUCUUCAUCAUGCAUUGUCUGCUGUCUAAACAGGUGAGAGAGGAGUACGCCCAUUUCCUGUCCUGUAUCUGCAUAUCACAGAAGAAGAGAUACUCAGACUUCAGCAGUACAAAUCUGUCCAGUAGUCAGUCACAGGCUUCUGGCAGUGGGCAGCACACAGGAGAGUCCCAAAUCUGAAGCUCUUCUCUCCACCAAUGUUGGAGAGCUCAGUGUGAAUGUUAGGGAGCGCUGUGUGAAUGUUAGAGAGCUCAGUGUGAAUGUUAGAGAGCUCUGUGUGAAUGUUAGAGAGCUCUGUGUGAAUGUUAGAGAGCUCUGUGUGAAUGUUAGAGAGCUCUAAUGUUAGAGAGCUCAGUGUGAAUGUUAGAGAGCUCUAAUGUUAGAGAGCUCAGUGUGAAUGUUAGAGAGCUCAGUGUGAAUGUUAGAGAGCUCAGUGUGAAUGUUAGGGAGCUCUGUGUGAAUGUUAGAGAGCUCUGUGUGAAUGUUAGAGAGCUCUAAUGUUAGAGAGCUCAGUGUGAAUGUUAGAGAGCUCUAAUGUUAGAGAGCUCUGUGUGAAUGUUAGAGAGCUCUAAUGUUAGAGAGCUCAGUGUGAAUGUUAAGGAGCUUUGUGUGAAUGUUAGGGAGCUUUGUGUGAAUGUUAGAGAGCUCUAAUGUUAGGUAGCUUUGUGUGAAUGUUAGAGAGCUCUAAUGUUAGGUAGCUUUGUGUGAAUGUUGGAGAGCUCAGUGUGAAUGUUAGGGAGCUCAGUGUGAAUGCUAGAGCUCAGUGUGAAUGUUAGAGAGCUCUGUGUGAAUGUUAGAGAGCUCUGUGUGAAUGUUAGAGAGCUCUAAUGUUAGAGAGCUCAGUGUGAAUGUUAGAGAGCUCAGUGUGAAUGUUAGGGAGCUCUGUGUGAAUGUUAGAGAGCUCUAAUGUUAGAGAGCUCAGUGUGAAUGUUAGAGAGCUCAGUGUGAAUGUUAGGGAGCUCUGUGUGAAUGUUAGAGAGCUCUGUGUGAAUGUUAGAGAGCUCUGUGUGAAUGUUAGAGAGCUCUAAUGUUAGAGAGCUCUGUGUGAAUGUUAGAGAGCUCUAAUGUUAGAGAGCUCAGUGUGAAUGUUAAGGAGCUUUGUGUGAAUGUUAGGGAGCUUUGUGUGAAUGUUAGAGAGCUCUGUGUGAAUGUUAGAGAGCUCUAAUGUUAGGUAGCUUUGUGUGAAUGUUAGAGAGCUCUAAUGUUAGGUAGCUUUGUGUGAAUGUUGGAGAGCUCAGUGUGAAUGUUAGGGAGCUCUGUGUGAAUGUUAGAGAGCUCAGUGUGAAUGUUAGAGAGCUCUGUUGCAGUGUGCAGCCUCUAAGUUUAGAACAUAAUUCAACUUAUUUUUCUACUUUGUUUUCAUGAUGAUGUCAUGUCUUGAUGAUGGUACUGUUUCCUUUUUAUAAACGCCACAUUUAUUUUAAUAAAGCUGUUUUUCUGCUCAAA
This is a messenger RNA of Labrus mixtus (cuckoo wrasse), 4077 nucleotides long. RefSeq names its product adhesion G protein-coupled receptor E5-like. The transcript has 21 exons. Gene Ontology annotation, molecular function: G protein-coupled receptor activity; calcium ion binding. Gene Ontology annotation, cellular component: membrane. The record is from RefSeq and is a predicted model, not a curated record. NCBI's taxonomy places the organism in Eukaryota, Metazoa, Chordata, Actinopteri, Labriformes, Labridae. The coding region runs from base 175 to 2811 and encodes 878 amino acids. Gene Ontology annotation, biological process: adenylate cyclase-activating G protein-coupled receptor signaling pathway; cell surface receptor signaling pathway.